Molecule: messenger RNA, 2349 nt
Organism: Aspergillus heteromorphus CBS 117.55
Lineage: Eukaryota; Fungi; Ascomycota; Eurotiomycetes; Eurotiales; Aspergillaceae
Product: C2H2-type zinc finger protein
Exons: 7
Coding region: 356-2092 (578 amino acids)
Biological process (GO): regulation of transcription by RNA polymerase II; central nervous system development
Cellular component (GO): nucleus
Molecular function (GO): RNA polymerase II cis-regulatory region sequence-specific DNA binding; DNA-binding transcription factor activity, RNA polymerase II-specific
Source: RefSeq, a predicted model, not a curated record
UGACGACCUGAACUUACUGUAUCCAGUUCGCGCCCUCAUGCUGGCUCCCAAGGUCCUCCCCCCCCUCGCUCUCAGGCGGUCUGUCUCUUCUCUCUCUGUCGACGUUGGCGAUUCUUCAUCCCUGGUGAUCGCUGCCCAUGGCCCAGUCGCACCACAGCCUUUAGCCCCCCUCCCUAUUUGACGAUCGGUCGCAGAACCUGCGGCCUUUCAUUCGUUUCGAUCGGCACAGGCAGAUCUCCGAGACGGCCCCUCUGCACUGCGACUGAACCCCCCCCCCCGCCUGCUGGGAUCGAUCUGAGACACGAUAUCUGGUCCCCCAUUUCAAGGCCCGUCGGUUGUCCUUUCAUUCGACACCAUGGCGUCGCACACAAAGAAGGACGACUUCUGUCUUGAAUGCCACUGGGAGGCAUUCCACCUGGAUAGAAAAGAGGCGGACGAUUCCUCCGAGGCGCAUCCAGCCCAAUGGAGCUGCCCUGAUGAGGAACACCCUCCUCCGCCUCCUCGUUGUGAUGUGGACAAGGAGUGCCCUGUUGACGAGGAGUGCUGUGAUGUGGACAACUGCUCUCUGACCUGUCCAUCUGUCUGUGAUGGCUUUGUCGACUGCGAGGAAGCCCUCGUAUGCUCUGUAUCACACUGUGACGACGACCAUUGCAAAGAUACUGAACCAGUCUGCUUUGAUGAGCAUUGCUUCGGCCCUGAUGGCAAUACAGACGGCGAACACAGUCUCGAGUCUCUCUUAGGACUGGGAUCUCCUCUCAACAUUGAGACGAACGACUUGCUCUCCUCGACUGCUAUCCCACCAGCCCACGGCGAGCCACUCAAGACAGCGACGCACCCGGUCACAGAUUUAGUUGCCUCUGUCCCGAAUGAUGCCUUCCUCACUCCUUAUACAGCUUCUAUGUCCCACUGCCACACUCACAGUCAUCAACAUUUCCACUGUCAUGAUUUCACCAAAGACGCACACCACAUGAACUCAUGGUUGCCUGUUCAGAACGCAGUCAAUCCAGCAGAUGUGUUUCAUAUGAUGAGCGUCUGCCCUGAUCUGUCUGGAUGCCACCCAUUGCAUACACAUCAAGUGCAGGACUGUCCUGGACAAGAAAAGCCUGCUGAUAGCUCCUCGAACCCGCCUACCUGCUUCCAUAUUCCACACCAUCCGCAUCACCUGCACCACUCGCACCACGCUCAUCCUCAGCCUCACCCACCAAACGAGAUCAAAAGCCCGCCGCACAAUCAUCAAGCCACCGAUCACUGGAAACCAUGCCGUACACAUGUUCAUCGGUGUCGAACGCACGGACACGCGCAUAUUCAUCCGUACGGGCCAUACUCUCCUUACUCGCGCCACUCGCGGUCUAGUGUUAGCUCGCAGUUGAGUCCGGCCGAGACCCCUCCCCCGCUGGAUGGGGGAGCGUCAUCUGUGCUGACCAGUCCGGAAUACUCCCCCGAUACCGAGUUGUACAUCUGCCGCUGGACCACCAAGACAAAUGGGGUAAAAACGCCCUGCGGUGCCGCCUUUGCCGACUCCUGCGGACUGCAGGGGCACUUGGUGGCAUGUCAUAUGGGGACGGUGGAGGGAGCCAAGGGUCUCGGAUACUACUGCUGCUGGGAUGGAUGUCAUCGGCCGGACGAGCCGUUUUCGCAGAAGUCAAAGCUUCAGGGACAUUUCCUGACGCACAGCAAUUAUAAAAAUUUCAAAUGCACCGUCUGCGGGAAGAAAUUCGCGCGACAGGCCACCUUGGAGCGCCAUGAGCGAAGUCAUCGGGGGGAGAAGCCGUACAAGUGUCCUGAUUGCGGGAAGUCGUUUACCGACAGCAGUGAGCUAAAAACGCAUUCUCGGACACACACGGGCGAAAAGCCCUUCAAGUGUACAUACCCAGGAUGUAACUUUCAAACAGGCGAUUCCUCGAAUAUGUCUAGUCAUCGGUUAACGCAUGGCGAACGGAGACACAAAUGCUAUUACCUUGGCUGCACAAAGAGCUUCACACGACAUGACCAGUUAAAACGACAUUUGAAAACUACACACAAAGAUGACGGCACGUCACUCCCCUCCCCGGUGAUGGAGACUUUCGGCCUUGCCUUCCCCGAGGUGGCGUGAGUUAGACAGGCCAGGCGGGCCAGGCGGCCAGAUCGGCGCAGAUCAAUUGCAUAUAGGCAGGCGAUGGGUUUAUAGCGAUGAGACAUGAUCAGAUGGAGUACGGCGAUGAGCGAUGCAGGAUGCCAUGAUUUACCUCAUCUCUGGAGUCAAGAGAACACCUGCACAGCGGGCCGUAGUGGGCCGACUAUAUCAGGUUAAUAAAUUCUUCUACUACUACUACUACUACUACCACUACUACUACUUCGAGUUUUAUUUCC